GCUGGCUGUGCCCCACUCGCCUUGUCCCUUGCUGUGCCCUGCUCACCUGUGUUGCUGGCUGUGACCCACUCGCCUGGGUCCCUCGCUAUGCUCUGGACCUCUGCCUAUCAUGUCCGGGCUGCACCUGUGGGCCCCUCGGCCCCUGUUCAUGUGGCGGCUGUUGCUGCUGGUCCAGGCAACUCUGACUUCAGAGUUGGCCCUGGACCUUGUCCUGCUGACCUCCGUCCCCCCAGGCCCGACCAAGCCCUGGCCUUCAGAUCAACAAAACCUCCCACCUGAGCCUUCGAAUAUCUUCGGAGAGGUUGAAUUUCUGUCACUCCAAGAAGACUCAGCUCUGCCUACAGAGGCCCCUGAAGAGGUGAAACCUUCUCCAACACUUCAGGAGGCCACAGCUCAGGAAGUAGAAGCCCCUUCAAUCCAGGAGGGGGCUUCAGCUCAGCUUCCACCCCAACAAGAGGCCUCAGCUCAGUCUACAGUGUCCUCAGAGCCAUUGAAACCUUUGUCAGUCCAGCAAGGAAUUCCAUAUCAGUAUCCACCCCCCCCUGAAAAUGCUGAAUCUUCAAUACAGCAGAAGAGGUCACGUUCAGUACAUCAUGAGGUGAUAGUCUCAGCUCUAGGUUCAGGUGAAGCUCAGCAUCCAAUGUUGCCUAAUAUUAAUGUUAAAGAUGUGAAUCUGGGGGUUUUGGUAACUCCAGAACCCAUUAAGGAGAUUGAACCAUCUGUAACUGAGCAGGAGGUCUCAGAUCAUCCUUCAAAGUCCACAGGAGAGUUCAAACCUCCAACCCAGCAUGAGGUCCCUCCAAAGCCCCCUGAGAAGACAGAAUCAUCUCCAUCGCAGAAGGAGACCCCAGCUCAGCCUACUUUGGAGGCUGAUGCUACAGCCCUGCAGCAGACUACAGCUCCUCCAAAGCACCCUGAGGUGACACUUCCACAUCCAGAACCUGUUCAGGCUCAGCAGCCAACCUUGACUGAAGUCACGGUUCAACCUUUGGACCUGGAAGUUACACUGACUCAACAACCAGAGUCAUCUGAGGCAGUUCCUCCAAAGACUGAACAGGGUGCCACCAUGAACACAUGUGAGCUCUGUACCUGCAACAGUGGGAUGCUGUCGUGUAUUGGUCUCCGCCCGAAGCAGAGGCUCCACAGAGUGCCUGUGCCAGAGCCCAACACCUACAAUGGCAACUUCACCAUCUUAAACUUGCAAGGAAACUCUAUUUCGUACAUCAAUAAAGAUACAUGGAAGUCAUACCAUUCGGUUAAGAAACUAAAUCUCAGUGGAAAUAAUUUGCGAGAAUUACAUAAGGAUUCAUUUGAAGGCCUGUUGUCCCUCCAGUAUUUAGAUUUAUCCUGCAAUAAAAUACAUUUUAUUGAAAGGGAUACAUUUUCAUCACUACCUUCGUUGCAGUAUAUAAAUCUUGGUUGCAAUUUAAUCACAGAAGUGAGCUUUGGAAUGUUUUGGGCCUGGCAUGGAAUGCAAUUUUUACACAAGUUAAUUCUUGAUCAUAAUCCUCUGACAGCUGUUCAAGAUCCCUAUCUUUUUAAAUUGCCAACAUUAAAAUACUUAGACAUGGGAAGGACACAAGUGUCACUUAUAACAGUUGGGAGCAUCCUCAUGAUGACCCCUCAAUUGGAAAAACUGAUCUUACCUAGCCAUUUGGCAUGUUGCCUCUGCCAACUGAAAAAUGAUAUUGAGGCUGUUGGUAAGACAGUCAAACUGCAGUGUGACACUGAAUGUUUGAAAAACACACCUUGUGAUGAAGAACUACUUAUAGAAGGACCACUCAUGAAAAUAUUACACGGUCGGAGGAACACCAGCACUGAGCUGACGAUUGAGCCAGAGAGGGCAUCCUCAGACAAAAGUGGCGACACAAAACUGGCCUUCAUAAGCCUCCUGGUAAAGCUUCUCAGCAAGCAGGAAGAAGUAAAGGUUCCCAAGGCACAACGGGAUACUGGUCAGUGGGAAAAUGAGACCUAUCUGCACGAGAGGAUGGAAGCCCGGGGUGAGCAGGAUGAGGAGGAGUCUGACGAGCUCACAAAAGGAGUACAAGGAUAUGGUGACUAUAACAACAAAUUCAUCGUGACAAUAACUGUGGCUAUAGCAGUAAUAAUUGUAAUUGUAAUUUUCUGUCUCAUUGCGAUUUAUUGUCAAGGAACACCAUUAGAGGAAAAUAAAGGAAGAUACUCAAGGGGCUUUUUUAGAAUUCUCCAGCGUAAGAGAGACUCAGCGGAAAGCAAGAUGGAGGAGGACAAUUUCUGGACAAGGCAGCCGCUUUGGUUGAGGAAUUUAUACAGACCUCUCAGUUCCACAUGCAUAGAAACCAUGGCACAGAAGCUAUAUGACGAGGAUUCCGCUGCUGAGGAUGAGCUGUUCUACAAAAUGUUGCGUGGCGAAUUCUCAGUGUUAAGGAUUCAGGCUACGCACUCGGUGGCUAAGAGCCAAGGGAACCACAGCAUGUGACACUGCCGCCCAGCGACC
Molecule: messenger RNA, 2476 nt
Organism: Miniopterus natalensis
Lineage: Eukaryota; Metazoa; Chordata; Mammalia; Chiroptera; Miniopteridae
Source: RefSeq, a predicted model, not a curated record